Messenger RNA from Spirometra erinaceieuropaei, 11541 nucleotides. NCBI's taxonomy places the organism in Eukaryota, Metazoa, Platyhelminthes, Cestoda, Diphyllobothriidea, Diphyllobothriidae. The record is from the annotation of a GenBank genome assembly.
AUGAAGGGUUCUGAUUAUCGAGGGUAUUACCGUCAGUUAAGCUUUACGAAAUCUUCAGGAGAGUUUCUAAAGUUGAUGGCGACAAAAUAGAAGAAGAAACUAGACACUUAGCACGUAUGCUUCAAGAAUUCAAAAAUAAUGUUGCAAAGAAGCGAGAACUUAAGUGAGUGGAUGUUUUCAAAAAUGCAUUCAGUAUGUAGUAGAAAUGGUUUCUGGGAAUCCGCAAAGCUAAGCUCGAUAAAAUCACCAAAGCAACAGGUCUCAGUGCGAAACGUAACGUUCAAUACGACUAGUAAAUUAACCCAUUUAAAUAGUUCACGAAGUUACGUGUUUUGACAGCCGAGGAAAACGGUUUGGUUCGGCCAAAAGUUUGGAUAUGUUUAGGCAGGGCAACCCAGAAGUUUGAAUUCCCCAAGAAGCACAGAGUGCUUUGAAGAACAGUCUACUCCUCAGCCAGAUACCGAUGUAUGUGGUCAGUGCGAAAAGAUAUUUGCUGUUGUCGUAAGUCCUCAAUUUAAUUUCAAUAGGCGCAAAGUUGUGCCAAGAGUGUGGUGAGAGGUUCUGUGCCAAAUGCUUUGCUCAGUUCCACAUGAAGGGGGCCCUUAAGAAGCAUCACUCGGUGAUGAUAACGGUAAUAUAUAUCAUAUAACCCACAUUUGCCGAAGGCUUCGAGCAAACGCCUGGGAAGAGAGCAAAAUAGGAAAGUUUCUGUAAAAAGCGAGGAGGAUGCGCGUGAUGCCAAAAUGCUUACUUCUGAAGGGGUACAAACAGGAGAUAAGUCGAAGUUUUGCGUGAGUAAAUUUGGUAAAAAUGCCUUCAUAAACCACAGUUUUCCCAUUCCAUUUCGUUUUACCAUUUCUCACUGAAGAAUUUGAAAGACUUUCGUUAACAGUUCGUAAAUGUGAGAUUUAAAUUCUUUCCUGUACUUUUUGUCAAAACUGAUGUUCAGUUUGGCCACCAAGGCUUUUUUUGCAAUAGCUAAGCACAAUUUAUUUUGCUCCAUAAAAUGAAGUAUAAUUAUUAAUCCAUCCAGCGGCUUUGGGACUGGCUAUAUAUCCUUCUGUUUCGUUAACGGACAGUAAUGGAAGCAACACCGCCAACAUUUAAAAAUCUGGUGCGCAGUUUAGAAAGCCAAUUUCGUUUCUAACAGUUAGGAAAUUCGUUCUAAAACAAUGUUGUGUGGAUUUCACAGAAUAUCGGUUCACCUUAUUCAACUUUGAGCUCUUCCGUUUUUCUUACUUACGGUGUUUUUAAGUUUAAAAAGGUUCAUCCCUUGCGAAAUCUCUUAAUUUCUCUUAAAUUCACCCGUAAUUUUCACCGCCAAUGUAUGCUAUUUUCUUAGCCAAUAGAUUCCAUUUGCAAGAUUAAUUGUCUCCUGCGUACUGUUUAUAUCCCCUACAUCCCUAUUAGUCGUAUAAAAUGCCUGUAAUGAUAGCGAUGAUACCUUUUUUUACGGAGUAUUUGUUAAGUCUAAGUGCAUAUUUGGUUUGCCCAGACCAGUUUUGAUCAAGUUAAGUUUUACGGAAGCCGGCGAAUUCGCACUAACGUAAAGCAGAAUCACAGUUUUGAUAAACGGUUUGCACUGCUAGCAUCUGGUAGGAACAGCCAAUUAUUCUAGCUUAAAAAACAAAAGAAAUUUAGAUUAAAGAGAAUUUGAGCUUCAAGAUAGUGUAAGCAGUCAGAAGGAUUUCUUGGUUUAUAGCCAUACGGUUGAUGAAGUUUUCUCAACUGCAGUCCUGAAGUUGAUUAGAAAAUAGAUAAAUGUGAAGACCUCCGUAAUAAAAUCUUCGACGCCGUAGAGGUAGGAGGUGCACGCCAGUGACGUUGGCGUCUCAAGUUAGGAGACUUCCGGCCAAGACACAGUGCACCUACCAUAAAUUAUUUUAAAAAUACAAGUCGACAAGCUCCUUGUGGGAUAAGCAGCAGAAAACCUAAUUGCGCAAGGGUUUUAAUCAGCGCAACUGACCGUAAGUUCAUAAAACGAUUCCACCGAUUUUAUGACAUAUGGCAACGACAUGGUUUAUAUUUCGCCAGGCGCCACUAGCUUAUAAAGUUAUUCAGCUACUAUCCGAAGACAGUAUCAACCCCUCUUAAUGGUCAGUGUUCAACUGAAGAACACCCAUGGCCGAAAAAGGUCGUAAGAAGCUGUAAACAGUCCGACGCAGCCGAAGUCGGUCAAAAACGGCCAUAAAUCUCAGAUGACCGCACAACGCGCCGCUCUGGACCAAACGCUAGUCAAUGUUGACAUUUCCUGAAAAACUGUUAACGAGGGAUCGCGCCAAAAAACUCGACAAUUAUAACGGAUAGAACCAGUUUCGGGACAAAUAGUUUCAAACAUUACCUAGUCAAACAUCUCUGGCCGAGGGUUCAGUUAACAGAAGUCAGUAAGUGUUUGGAACUUUUACAUAAGCGCUACUAUGGGAAAGGUGCCUUUACAGAGCAACACACGCAACCAAGUCGAAAACUUUUGACAUCUGGAAGGAUGGUAUUGUUUAGACAUUCAAUGGGGACUUAACUAGUGUCAAUCUGCUCAGGCUCUGGUCUGGACCUAGCGUAUAGGUGACACUGACGUCAUAUCUUUCCCUAGCAGCCUCACUUAUGACUAUGCCGUCACCACCACCACCACCACCAAAAUCAACAGCAGCGGCAGUUAACAGUCCAGUACAACUUCUGCGUGAAUUCAUCUGCUUUUGGUGUAGACACUCGUAUUCGAGAAGAGCGCUCUUAGACCGCGAUCGUAUUUGCCCAGAUAGUUGCUGAGGGCUGUUGCACAUGUUAAUUAGAUAUCACGUUCAAGCAUUUUUUCAAUUAAAACAAAAUGAACUAAAUAUGUCCGUUUAAAUUCAGUGGCACCCCGUUUCUUUGCAGUUUAACUACGCAGUGUUCUUACUGACUGGGCUUUCCUUACAGCUCUGUAUACUGGAUUCAUUUUACUCAUCCUUGAGGCCUUGCUGUCAAAAGGAAUUGCUUACUGCCUAGAAGGCGUUUCCCUUGCCAUACUAGCAAAGAUUGAGGGUACGUCUUCGGAGUGAAGUCGAAGUUGUGCUUUAAUUGUUAAAAAUAGGCGUUAAUCUAGUGAAUUUUUGGGCAAAAAUGCUGUUUUAAGCUCCGGUGGUUAGUGUUGGGGUCCACGGGCUCUCUGGGGUUGAUUUUGCUACAGACAUGGCUUAUCAUCACAAGAGUUUCAGUGGAUUUGGGCAUACUACGUAAAAACACAGGUCAGAGUCAACGUGAGCAGCGUUGGAAGCACAUCUCGAGCAUUCGUUCGGUGCGCAUUUUUUGCCAAAUCUGCUCAGCUAUGCAAUAGUCUGAGCUUCUAGACGACCAGUGGCAUACAACCCACCGUCAUAGUAAUCCGUUAUUCCACGUGUUGGUGAUCUUCAUCAGGCUGUUGGAGUUAAACCACUGGCUAAUUCCUUUGCAGAUGUGCAGUUUAUUCUGUUGGAGAUAGCUGCAACGUUUUACCGAAGUUGACACAAAAGCAGAUUUUUCGACGAUUGAUAUGAUGGUUUCAGGCUUCGAGGUCAGAGAUUACUGUCUGGUCAACGCAGAUGGCGAAGGCGAUGAAUUAGUAGGCAACUUCUGACGGCUUGAUUCAAACGACCUGGUUAACUGGCGAGACAAGAAUGAAAUGGGUUAUGAAGUCAACGUGGCAUAAAUGGCCCUUUUUCAAUUUCGCGCCUGACAUGGGAUCACUGUGAGGCUAGUUUGAUGACCAAAUCGCGCAUCUUCAUGACCUUUUUCAGUGAAAGACAAGCCAUACGUUCACAAUACAUUUAUUACCUGGAUGCGUUCGAUAGAUGACGCAUGCACAUCAUUUCCCGGAUUUUUACUUUAUCUCCUCUCCACAAGACGAGCUUGAGGUCUGUGAAUUGCACAACUACUCAGAUGCUUCUUAUUUACUCGCUAAUUUGGACUGUCCAUGUGACGAAAUCAUCUGUGACGCAUCUUUUUCGACGCCGACCCUAGUCAUUGAGCGCCUCGAGGUAUCCGACUGAUGAUAGGAGAUAAACAUGGCAAAAACAAACUUAACGCCAUUCUGCCCUUUCGACCUGUAGAGCAAGUACAGUGAAUUUACAAUCUCAUGAAAUGUAACCCGAAAUUCUGAAAUGUGUCUUUGGUUAGAAAAGGUCACUUAGGUAGGGUCAUGAGACUACCUGCCGCGAAACAUAAUCGCAAGAUAUUUCAGUUAUGUCAGGUUGUCGGAUUUUGAAGGAGUUUCUUUUCGGCCACCAGCAAAAACGUCCCUCUGUAGGAAAUGACUACUAAUGUAGCAUGAAGUUUGCUAACAGAUUUUCGAUACCUUUUAUUCAUUCAAUCAUACUGCGUAAAAUACAUGUGCAAAAGUAUUUAUCAUGCACUUAUCUGGUAGCAAAUUAUAUCUUCUUCAAAUAUUAUACCCGAUAAAGGGUGUUUUUUGCUUCUAGAGAUUUUUAAUUAUGCGAUUUUUUGAAACUCUGAAAUGUCAGCGCACCAAGUAUCGUAUCCGUUUAUUUAUUAAUGUUGUUUGUAAAGUAUGCAACAUAGCACAAGCCUACUGCAGAAUUUGACGAUCUUGCAUGAAAUCUUCUCAACAGUAUAUAGGAAUAUGUAAUUUUCCUUACAGGAAAGACAUACAGUGGGUAGUUUGGAAACCCUGAAUAAAAUUGCAACGACGGGUUAGGUUUAGAAUUAUUCGACGACUAAGAACGGUCACAAAAACUGGAAGGCAUUUUUUUCCAGGUAAAAAAUACAACGGCGCGAAAUUUGCUAGCAGAUAAGCACAGGAAAGGACAGAUUUGUGCGUGUUUUUGAUAAGUUAUACCCGAACACAUACGGACAUAGAAAAUCAAUGUGAAAAAGUCAUACUAUUUAAGUAGCCACUUUUCUGCGGACUAUAGUUUUUGAAAGUGGCCAAGAAGACGCUCGUUCAGGAUUCGGCGCCCUGACGUGACUGACAUUCCCUGUGAUUAUGCUGACCGACAGGUCUUACGACCCUACAUAAGGAAUCUUUUCUAUGGAAGAAGCAUUUAAAAACGUCGUCAACAUUUCAUUAGAUAGUGCAUCUGCUGUACAUUUAGGCCCAAAUUGUUGAAUUCAAAACCGUUAUGGAAAUGGGAACUGACCUGUCUUACUAUGAAAUGGUCAAAAACGCGCCGGAAGUGACUCCUGCAGACACUAAUUUGACGAAGGUUGUCAGUCUUCUAAAGGAUUGUGCUUUACACUCGACAAUUUGAAACGUAGAACAUUGCGUCUGAUGGAUGAAUGCAGUCUGUGGGUGUAAUGGAAGGUCCAUAUAAGGAAAUAGAACACUCUGUCGUGGUAGAUGCUGAUAAGAGCGCAGAUUUUAUAUGAUAAUCGUCGGAUAUUGACAGCCAAUACAGCCAUGAACCACUUGCUCUAGAGAACGACACGGAUCGCACAGUGCCUUGCUCAGCAUGGAAGAAACUUCACGUAUUGUGGGUGUGAAUGACUAAGAGGAAACAUCAUUGGUAGGGGGCGCUAACCGAUCGAAAACGACAGGGCAACGAGCUUGUGACCCAGUGGUUAGAGGCGUGGACUUCCAACUAACAGGUCGCGAGUUCGAGCCUCGGGUGUUCCACACUUCGGGGUUGGGUAUGACUGGCUGACGACGGCUAAUAAGCCGGAAAUGGCCAUUCCAGUCUCUCUUGUCUUUGUGGGUAAUAACAUACUGCCUAUGAAUCAUCAAUGGCCGUGGUGUUCAAUGCCUACAUGCUUGCGCGGGAACUAGGCGAAGAUGGUUUUUGUCCAAGUACUGCGUGUGUAUGUUUGGAUGAUACUUGGAUGUCUGUGAUUGUUUGGACGCAAGCGUUUCCUAGUUGAAUUCAGUUUUGUGAAAUCCUGGUCAGUGUACAUUGUGGAUCGGGAGAUGUGGUGGUACGCCUUGGUACGGCUUUUUGUCCAAUCAGUCAACUGCGUCCUCUCCAGCUUCCUGUUUCCUUGCUUCUGUCAAGACACCGGACCCAGGUGUGGUAGAUUCUGAGAAAUUCUGUUGCUCACACGCAACUUACCAUCCCUGCUCUCGCCCUGCUGUAGAGCAGGUGGUGGACGUUGUUGUGAACGACGGUCGAACUGUCAAUUAGUAGCAGAUUGAUACGAAGGGUUUGGUUCCGAUUAGACAGCAAAGUGAAAGCUGGACACACCCGCUCCAACGUAUUUCGAAUGGAAUCCAAUGAAAGAUCUCUGCCCCAAAAGGACGCACUUUUCUUUUAGAUAUCCAAUGAAAUUCAAACAAAGACUGGCCCAAUUGACAACGAUAUUCAGAAGGCCCAAGAACGACCUCAACCUAAAGAGACAUGUGUCGGGACAGAUCCCGUUCCACAGCCUCCAAAAAUGACUCCAUCUUUCAAUUUAUCUGCCAGCUCCUUAAGCUAUGCAGAACGCUUGCUCAUACAGAAGAACAGAUUACAUGAACUUCCCAAAUUUAGCCCAGUAAAUUCCGCUUUACCCAUCCCGACAGCUAGUACUGCUGAGGAAGAAGAAGACCGAGAAAUUGGUAAAUAUAUUUUUUAUGUUUUUAUUUUUUGUAUUUCUUUUUCUUUAUAUUUUUGUAGUUCUUUUUAUAUUUCUUUUUGUGUUUAUUCGUAUGUGUUUUGUCGAUUUUGUGUGAAUUUUUUUAAACUAAUAGACGCCUGAAAACGUUCGUGGCGAAGAAUGUAUUUUAAGUUCGCGCAUUAUUUUUUGCGGAAAUUAAAAGGCUUGAUUCCAAUUAAAAAUUUUGAGGAGAGUAUGUCUGAAAACGUGGUGAAAAAAUUAUGUCAGCACGAAAAAUGAAGUCGGCAUUUUGGCAAAAGCAAGCUACUUGUACCUGUAAAAGGAUUGUUUGAGUAGGCUGAAAUGUGUCUUUUUUACUGUCGAAUUUUUUCCAUGCGAAAGGCGGUCAAUGAAAGAGCUCCUAAAGCAAAAUAUAUAAAAUGCCCACAGGUGUAUGCCGAAAGCGACGUCGUAUGAAUUCUAGAGAGUGAACUGGCGGGACCGUCUUCUCAAUUAAUCCAGCCGGUGAAUAACUGCAAAAACAGGGAGUCCCUUCGAGUUGAACCAUAUCUAUAAUGUGUGUAGUUUGAUCUCUUGUAAGGGUUUGCAUGUACGUUCGUAGCAGAGGUAUAAUAAAUAUUUGACUCUAUAAAUCGUACAGAUAUUACUGGGUGUUUGGGUUUACUGUUGACCAUUUCCUUUUAGACGCAUCCCCAGAUUGGUCAGAAAAGGAUGAAAUCCCCAGCGCUGAGUCGCUCUACCAGCUCUCUCAAAUCUCUCUAGCCGACUACAAGAGUGGCGUGUUAGAGGUCGGUCAUUCGGACCCGCAGUCUUCGAUCAAGGUCCAUGCUGACUCCGUGGCGGACAAACUGAGAGCGGAUUUUGGUGAUGCGACUGAAACCCAGUCAUGCGUGGAACCAAACGCUGAGGACACUACCCAGUACUUAACUACUCGGUGUAUAUCCACUCAGGCGAAUCGAAUGAUAAGCUUAGCGCUGUAUUAUAGAGAAGUGUCACCGAAAUGUUUCUAUGUGGUAUUUUUCUCUUUACCUCUGCGCAUGGUGGUCGGUGUAAAGGCCAAACAAACCCUAGAAGAGACAAACGUUGUUGGAUAGACUCAUUUGAGGAGCAUUAAAUAUGUCAAAGCGGAGACGACAGCUCUUUUAAUUCUAAUUGUCUUCGAAAAGUUCUAUUUUGUCCCGGAAAAAAACGUAUCGAAGUGAAUGUACACUAUGCAGGUGUAAGUAUGAACAUGAAAGAAAACGAUUAAUCCAGCGACGUAAUCGUUUGUUUAUUUGUCUGACCUUCUGAACUCGUGCGGUAGCGAGCAUCCCAGACUCCAAUGGCUUCACCAUUUUAAACAAGCAUGCUGUUCCGGUUAUUGCACUUUGUUCAGAUUACAACAAGCAAUGGAAACGAAAAUUCUCCGUUCUCAAACUCUCCGUUUAUUGCUGACCGUAACGAUAAUCUUUUUAAAAGUUUUUAAAGAAUCCGAUCAGGACCAUAGGCGAUGCUCUCUGGUAAGGAAAUAAAGUUAUCCGGACCGACCAAACUAGCGCUAAGAUAAAUGGUCAUUUAUUAAAGCGCUCCCUAAGACCCACUGAAUUUUCUUUCUGUCGCUAUUGACAGGGUCGUAUAAAGUGACAUACCACUGUAAGCCACCUCUUUAUAUCAUAUUGCGAGCGUUUGGAUACGCUUUGUCUAGUCUCAGACACGCUGAUCUGUGCAUCAAUGAAACGAAAUUUCCCGAAGAUAUUUGAGCUCACGGAGAAAUUCCUCGACUAGGGACUAUAGGGAAGAAGGUCAAACGGCCGUAAAUUAAUGAUCACGUCAAGACAGCAGGAUGAACAUUAGGAAAGGGCGUAGCUAAGCCUAUAAAAUGCAGAUUUUAUGCGGUUUUCAUGUUUUUAAAAGGUGUUUUCAAGAAACGCAACCGCAACCCAUUUCGCCUUCGAAGACCCACUCGUAGGCUCCCUUUUCCGUUGUUAUCACCUUUCGUUUAAAAUUACCUCCUUUUGUUUCAGGCACGCAACUGGCGGGCUGAACUCAAAGUCUCAUUCCCUGAAGUUUGACCAGAAAGGUAAGCUAAUAAAUAUAAUCAUAUACUUGAGGAAGGAUGAGGUAGACGGACAGAGCACCGGAACACUUUUUUCAUUUUUUAAGCCUUCAAAUUUGCGCAUGGGAUACUGGCAACCUUUAUCACCGACAACUGACUUGUAUUCGAGUGUUGGCCUCUAGAAUUAUAUUUAUUAUAGUGGAAGGCCUUUCUGCAUGUAUGAAUGUUGAAAGUGCCUCCAUCAGUCGGGUUACAUGGCGCAGUCCUCCUGUGGUGCUUUGAUGAUCAAUCUAGAGCUCCCAAACGCAGACACAAAGCGACUGGUAUUAUGGCUGUCAUCAACCAGCCACACCAAACAAACUGCUUGGGUCUCCGCGGAAUCGGCAGCCGCAACAUCAAUGGUUUUAACAUCGGGCCCAAAUACGUUGCCAAUAGAAGCGAAGAGACAAGUCCCAGGAAGCAGUCUUGAAGAAGGAGACACGAUCAAUGGGACAAGAGCUUUAUAAGCCUGACGUUUCGGAUUCCUGCUCGAACCCUCCAUCAGAGACAAAAGCAGAUACGGGUGGCUCAUGCACAAGAGGCCGACAUUCGCGUCGUUAAUUACGGCAAUUUCAUCACGUGCACUAGAUGUUGGUGUGACGAAUGCUCGACCAUCUGAUUCACCGACCCUGGUGUUGGGAAGAGUGUUCACCUGUGCGCUCCCCGCGUGGCUAAUUACUCCGCCUAGGCGAAGUCUCAGUACCGAGUAUGAAGGUGAAGGUCAUUGCACUUGUAAAUGGACUGGGGGCCAGUUAACCAUGAUGGCUAUUUCUGACAUUUUGGCCGUCGCCAGCCAGUUUUACCCAAACUCAUCUCACCUGAGCCUUGAGCCCGCGUUCUUCUUGGUCAUGUUUAACGCACUAACAAUUGAGCCAAAACCCUGUUAUUCUGUCAGUUGCUAUCUGGAAUAGCAGCUCCGUUGGAAGUGCGUUUACCGAUCGUGCUGCAGCACAUGCUCAUCGUGUUGUGCUUGGAGGCUCAAUCCGGAGCCCACAAACACAGAAGCCAAACGACCAGUUAUUACUAAAAAGACGAGGGAGACUGCAAUGCUAAUUCAUGGCUUAUUAGCCGCACCCCAACCAACGUUUGCAGGGCCUGGGCCUCGAUCUCGCGUGCUUCAGUUAUUGAGCGUUAUAAAAUCUAACGCACAAUCAUUUGGGCCACGGACUCGCUGUCCUGUCAGUUAUGAUCGGGAAUGUUCGCUAUGUUGGAAGUGCUUUCACCGAUCGGGCGACAGGACAUGCUUUUGCCUAUACGUGUUUUGGGGCCUGAGUGUUCCCCAAAGGGGUCACUGGGUAAGUGAUCUGGACUAGCACGGGGGCUACAUUGGAUUCUGGCAGGCGUUAUCGGAAUGUGCACCAUAAUAGAUUCCGACAUUUGGAGUGCGGUGGCAGACCCAGUUACCGACUGACGUCACGAGCAUUGGGAUACCUACUGCCCCCCAACCGUUAUUGCUGACUUAAAAUCUCCAUCAAGUGUUAUUGUGGGCCAGAAGGUGUGGGUCCGGCCGCGCCAUCGACCUGCCCCCCCGAUUCUGGCAUUCUUGGAUAUAUCUUGCCACCGGGUCCAGGUGGGGGAGGACGAGAGUGUGCAGUAGCUGCUGCGCAUGUCCACACUCACUAUAAACUAAUUCACGUGCAAGUCACCGUGCCUGCUUCCUCCUGAUGUGUGAUGCACGGUGGACACCUUUCGGCACGACGGUCAAACUGUCGUGUUUGGGGCCCUAUAGGCGGCUGUACAGAGACUAGUAGAAGACUGUCGACAAAGACAGAGGAGGUUGGAAUGGCUCCUUCUGGUUUUUUAUCCAUCGUCAGCGGUCUGCUGUUGGUUGCCCUCCCGCAAUUUCUCUCACCAGAGAACAUGGGCACACGAAACUGGUGUGCGUCUAUUCUAGUGACUCAACUGUACAGCCUUUGACUCAUUGGCGGGGGCUGGCGGGGCUCUUGAUCGAGCCCCAAGGCACAACUGGACCAGUGCGGCGUAACGCGAUCUGCAAGCGGCUCCCUAACAUUAUUAAUAUGCCCGAUCGCAACCAGCUUGACAACUAACUCGUGGCUCAAUGGUUAGGGAGUCGGACUUGUUAAACUAACAGGACGCGAAAUCGAGUCUCAGGGGUUUCAAAACCUGGGGAUGGGUAUGGCUGCCUGAUGACUAUUAACAAGCCGGAAAUGGUCAUUCAUGUUUCUCUAGUUUUUGUCGACAUUUUCGUUCUGCCCGUAUAUAUCAGGAAGUAAUUUCGAAAGUUAUUGGGGACAGGACUUUGAACUGAAAAUGAUAAACCGCAGGUCUAAGGACACCAGUUGUUUGGAGCCAUUUUCUGGUUAUUUAGUGGUUUUAAAUCCAACGCCUUAACUAUUGGAUCACAAGCUCGUUUUCUUGUCGAUUCUGAUCGGGAAUAUUAACAAUGAUUGAAGUGCAUUUACCCAAUGUUUCACGGCAUCUGCUCGUCCCGUUUUGUUUUGGGUCUCGACCAAGAACCCUGAAGGCAUAUACAGAAGGAGAUUGUUGACAAAAAAAGGAAGCGAGAAAGGCCAUUUCUGGCUUACUAGUCGUGACUAAAAAGCGAUCAUAAAUGGAUCUCUAAACGAGCGAUUCAACAGCGGCAUAGAUAGCCCGGAAAACACGGAGCACCUCUAGAGGCAUACUUCUCGAUUAAGCUGUAACUUCUUUGAAGUGGAAGUUUGGCUGACUCUUAUUGAUAUAAGCUCUGUAUAAUUAAAAUGCCGUCGGGAUAUUUCCUCACCUCUUUGUGAACGUUAUGAUUUUUGCAAUUGUGAACCAUUUGAUGAACUAAUUGGAACGUUUUGCAAAUUUUCGACUUGUUAGAAGGUUCCAACGGAGAAGCCUGGCCGGAAUGCAAAUAUCAAUUUGACGCAGAACGCACUUUACAGGUUAUUCGGUCACAUCUAGAGAAUCUUUGCGCCCAAAGUGAAGAGGACGACGAAGGGGUGGAGGUGACGGAUAUGGUUUGA